GUUUGAGUAUUUUUCAAUCUUAGCAAACGUCACACAGCUACAGUAUGCACUAUACACCGUACAAAGAAUUAUAUUGUAAAGACGAGUUUGUUAAUAUAACUGCGCGAUUGCAAAUGUUGCUGAGGUUACACUUGAGCCGGGAAGUGCAUUGACCUUUUUGGCGAAUGUUUGCUGGAAAAUAAGAUCGCAAUCGAUCGCUGAUACGUUAUUGUAUAUAACACACAUCGACGUAAAUGUCAGUAGCUGUAAAGCAAGUGACCAAAUAUAGCCUAUGUAUAACUAUGGACAAUGGAUGUGGGCAAUGGUUCAAUUACAAAAACAUGCGAGCUGCAUAAGCCUCACUUCAAACAAGCUUGUCAAGCUAAGGGUACCCUGUCAGUUUUCAUUUUCAGUGAUCAUUGUUCUGUUUUCAAUAGGUCAGUGUUCCAAAAACGUUCCCCAUUGAGAUGGUUUCGAUAACAGAAUUGCAAUUACAAUCUUAGAAACAAUUUUCGAGCUAUGAUUUUGUGAUGGGUCAUCAAAGCAGACUGUUUGAUGGACUACGAUGUGGAAGAAACAACGAUACAUUUUCAGCACACAAUCUAGAUGUAAAUUGUACCAAUUGGCUUCUCCAGUGUUUCGAGGAAGACCAGCUGGUGUCUCUGGAUCCCAUCAAGCAGUUUGGUAAUUGGUUUGAUGAAGCAACAAAGUGUCCUGAUGUAGGAGAGGCCAAUGCUAUGUGUAUCGCCACAUGUACAAAGGAAGGUCUUCCAUCUGCUCGUAUGGUGCUGCUGAAGGGGUUCAGUGACGAAGGCUUCCGCUUCUUCACUAACUAUGAGAGCCGAAAGGGUAAAGAACUGGAGAGCAAUCCUUUCGCUUGUCUUGUCUUUUACUGGGAGCCACUGAACAAACAGGUCCGAAUUGAGGGUCCAGUGGAACGAAUCCCCUACCAGAGCUCUUGUGAUUACUUCCACUCCCGGCCCAAGAGCAGCCAGAUUGGUGCAGUCGUUAGCCGGCAGAGCACCGUUGUCCCAAACAGAGAGUACCUGAGGCAGAAGAAUAGAGAGCUGGAGGAAAAGUACAAGGAUGAAGAAGUCCCCAUGCCAGACUACUGGGGUGGCUACAUUGUCAAGCCUCAGAUGAUUGAGUUUUGGCAGGGCCAAACCAACAGGCUACACGACCGCAUCGUGUUUGUGAAGCCGAAGGACGGGGAGGUGGGCCCGGGUGAGAUGCAGCACCAAGGGGAGGGGGGCUGGGUGUACUACCGGCAGUCCCCCUGAGCGCAGGAGCACAGACAGACAGCUGGCAGGAUCGCAAACAGCCAGAGGAGCAGCUGGGCCAGGGCUGGAAAGCUGUCCACUUAUCACUCUCAGUCAUGCUGCAUACAAAUGUGUUGAUUUUUUGUGAUGGGGAAGUCUUUUUAUACUUCAAGCCUUUUCAUCAUUUCAGGGGUACUAAGGAUUGGUCUUUAAAACAAUUAACCUCUGUAAUUGUUUCAGAGGUAACUUGAAUUUCUUUUCUGAGAACAUUACAUGUCCUGGAAAACCCUGAGUGCCCCUGAACUGAAGGAAAAUGUUUCAGUGAAAUUAAUUUUUAACCAUUGAGUUUUUAAUCAUUGUCUGCUCAUAUCUCCAUUAAGGAUAGCAUUAAAGAAUACCAUUUUCAGUGCACCGGCAAUCAUACAAACACGUUGAAAAUCCCAUCUUCAUACAUGCACUUUAUAAUUCCCACUAUUUUAUUAUGCACAUGCUGUUUAUGCACGUGACAUGGACUCAGGAGCUGCCAUCUUGAUUGACAGCAAUCUUGUGCUUUUUUUGAAUGUGUGUCAGGCAUUUGAUCAUGAUCCCUUAUCAGUAAAUUUCUCUUUUACAUUUUCCCUUGAUAUUGUGCUUCAAGCUUACUUUCUCACAACCUUUAUUUUAUAGCUCCCAACAGACUGUUUCCCUAACUUGAAGAUACUCUGCAUUUCCUUGUUUUGCAAUAUGAAUUUUAAAGUUCAUUCAUUCUAUCGAUUUUAUUUGUAAUAAUUGUAAAUGUGCAUAAACUAUUAUAUGCAUUUUUAGACUUUGUUAUCCUGGGUAAGGGUUUCUGCCAAUUCAACAGUGUAUUAUUGUAUUGUUGAUGCAUUUCAUUUCAUAUCUGCUACACGCCAUCAGAAAAGCCUUCAAUACUAUAUCUUUUAUUUCUCUCUCCAGGAUAACUUGUAUGGUUUACCAUUUUAGUCAUUCGUAAUUAUGGAUAUUCACUGAAAGUGAAAAUGUUGUUAAAUGCCUUGUUCAAGUUAAAGCACUACUCCUUUCAUGAUACAAGCUUAAAAGCUUGUGUGUACAAAAUAGAAAUAUUGGUGCCAAUAUCAAUAUCCUACAUUUGACCUGUCAUAUUGGCCAAUGGUAGUACCUCCCUGUUUUACAUUCUAGCACAAAUGCAAAAUGCAACUAGCUUUUCAAAUUCAUGGAAGAAAUAGAAGAGCACAGAUGUGAAAUCAUGAGUGAAAAUGUAGCAAAUUUUAUAUUUUUAACAAAAUAUUUAAACUUGCUAGAGAGCAUGAGCCCAGAGAGCUACCAAGUCUAUAUAUCCUUUGCUUUUACGUUUGACUCGUGAAAAUGAUACAUUAAAAAUAAAACAUGAUUGUUUAGGGUACUUUUUGAGCAUGGCAUUUUCUCUUAAUUUAUGACAUCAGUGGCUCAUGCUGACGGAACGUGCAUGGUCAUCAUAUCAGCCAUACUGGCUUAUAUACAGAUGUAACUGUUUUAUUGUCCAUCCGUGCUAGCUUCAAAAAGAGUUCCUAACAAUGUCUGCACACCCACCUGUGAAUCUAAGGCAUGAAGAAUUCAUGUAAAAAUGACAUUUAUCUAGAUUUCAGAUGUCCUUGUGGUGUAUGAAAGCAGCCUGAUGUCUUAGUUUAGUCUUAGUUUGUCCUGGGUUGUCGUUGUGUCUGCUUGUUGACUUGUUUAGUCUGAGAAUUAACCAACCACCUGUGUCAUUGUUAUGGUGUCAGCUAAGCUUCAAAGUCUUAAAUGUGUUACAUACAAUGUUUCACACUCAGAAUUCCAUUAGGAAGAGCCUUUGUUCAGUCCUGUUUUAGCAAGAACCUCCGAAAGUGCUGUUUUAACUGUUAGUUGCUCUGGUAGCCAAAAGGACCAUUUCUAAACAGUCCUGUAUUUCAGACCAUGCAGUAAAAACUUGUCUGACCAGUUCAGUUUCAUUUCAUGUGUUCAGUAUUUGUGGAUUUAUCACAGUAGUCUCCAAAACUGCCAUGAGUGACUAUAUCCUUUCAAUUAAAACUGCUAAAGUUUAGGCUGUUCAUAAAAUAUGUAGUGUUAAAAUGUGGUGGGAGUCGGGACAUCUACUGUACAGUAUGUCGCACAAUAAUUGUUUUGAGAGAAUGUGGACAUUUGCAAAAACAAUGACUUGAAUAGGAUUUUUGAUGAGAACAUGGAUGUUAUGUCUUUGAACAGAGUGUAGUUUCCUCUGAUGUGUGUACACCUAAAGUGUUUCUAAAAGAUAUGUAUUUUAAGAAAAUGUUUAGAUGGUACAUGAAUAAAAUUUAAUUUAUUACUCGA
Molecule: messenger RNA, 3542 nt
Organism: Anguilla rostrata (American eel)
Lineage: Eukaryota; Metazoa; Chordata; Actinopteri; Anguilliformes; Anguillidae
Gene: pnpo
Product: pyridoxamine 5'-phosphate oxidase
Exons: 7
Coding region: 510-1259 (249 amino acids)
Biological process (GO): pyridoxal 5'-phosphate biosynthetic process; pyridoxine biosynthetic process
Molecular function (GO): FMN binding; pyridoxamine phosphate oxidase activity
Source: RefSeq, a predicted model, not a curated record